GCGUGCGGAUAGAAUCCACGGGCCGCUCGACAGACCGACACACUAUCAAGCCAAACCCCGACCAGACGACGACACAGCAAGCUCCAAGGAUGGGGAACGCUGGAUACACAUGCAUACGUCGCACCUUCUGCUGGCUGAACAUCAUACUGUGGCUUUGCAGCUGCGCUUUCCUGGGCGCUGGCCUCUGGCUACGACUGUCCUAUGAGGGCUAUGCGACGCUGCUGCCCCAGCAUGCGGCACUCAGUGCGGACACAAUCUUCAUGUGCAUCGGUGGCAUUGGGUUUGUGGUUAGUUUCUUUGGAUGCUGCGGGGCCUGGGCGCAGUCGCGCUGUCUGCUCGUGCUGUACUUCAUGCUCAUUGUUAUGCUCUUCAUGAGCGAAUUUCUGGUGGGCUCCAUCGCCUUUCUAUUUCGUGGCGGUCUUGGGCGCACGUUGGCCAACGAGCUGCGCUUCGGCAUCGAGCGACACUACAAUGCCAGCGAUCGGGGCUCGCUGGUGGCGCCCUCAGUGGCUGCCAUAUGGGACAGUGUACAGCAAUCGUUCGAAUGCUGCGGGGUGUCCUCGUACGAGGACUGGUACGACGUUCAGUCGUGGAGCGGCAAACGCUGGGUGCCCGAAUCGUGCUGUAAGCCUCUCUACGAUCAGCGCCAAAUAAUCACCGAGGGUUCGGGCGAUGGACUCCUGCGCGUGGACUGCGGCCGAUCAGAGAAUCCCACGCUGUGGUGGGACAAGGGUUGCGCCCACUCUCUGCAGAGCUGGUUCAAUGGCCAGCUGAAUGUGGUGGGGGCCGUGGGCCUCGGCAUCGCCUUUGUGCAGCUCUUCGGUCUGAUCACGAGCAUGCUGCUCUUCUGCACCGUGAAGCACAAGCGGGCCUCGGACACAUAUAAGUCGUAUUCGCCCUCGAUCGAUCCGCAGACGCGCACCAGCAGUUGGGAGGAUUGAACGCGACUGUGAAUCCCAAUUGGAAGUUCUAAAGCGAGAGUCUGGGACCAAGGCUUUUGCAGAUGGUUUUUUUUUUUAGUUUGUCUCCAAUGUUUUAGUUUUGUUUACUCUCUUUUUAUUUAUGCUAUUAUUAUUUUUCAUUUUUGUUUUCUUUAGGUUAUUCAACACUGCAAAAUGUGCCAAAAAUUAAUUUAAAUCCGUAUGAUUUCUUCAGAAUAAUGAUUCUAAUUUUUUUUUUGUUUUUUUGUUUGUUAUGUUUAGUGAAAUGAAAUGAAAGUGCUAAAGCAGACACAUAUCGAAAUCUAAAGCCCAUAUCUCCUAUACACAUGCAUAUAGUACAUGUAGUGUUUAUGUAUUGAAUUGUAUGUGUGUACUCGUAUGUAUGUAUGUAUGUAUGUAAGCAUGCAUGCAUACAGUUUAGUUUAAUGGUGUAUGUCCAUAUUGUGAUGUGCUCUCCCUAGUACGUAUAUACACACUUAUAUACCUGCAUAUACACGUAUAUACCCACAACCCGAUAGUCGCGUAUGUACUACUACUUACGUAUUCUAUUCUAUAUGCCUAGAGCUUUAGCAUUGAGAUCGUAGUAGAGACACAAGAGCAACAAAACUGCCUGCGAAGCAAGGGGAAGCAAAGGAGUCGAUUAUGUAGCUAAAACAAUAAACAUAUAUUUUAAUUUUGUAAUAAUCAUUUCAAUUGCUCAGUGUAGACCAAAAGACAUUCCUGAAUAACAAAUGCUAUACAAGUACAUACUAUAUACAUA
This is a messenger RNA of Scaptodrosophila lebanonensis, 1701 nucleotides long. RefSeq names its product tetraspanin-9. Gene Ontology annotation, cellular component: membrane. Lineage: Eukaryota; Metazoa; Arthropoda; Insecta; Diptera; Drosophilidae. Bases 90 to 941 code for a protein of 283 amino acids. The transcript is spliced from 6 exons. The record is from RefSeq and is a predicted model, not a curated record.